AAAUUCGAUGUUAUAACACAGACAAAUCACAAAAAUAGUAAUUUACUCGUACAAGUUGAUCUGAGUUCAGGUAGCUGAAGUAGAGUAUAGGGGAAGUGAUAUAAGAAAAUGAGUAAUUCUGAUGAGAGUAAAACUUGUUAUAUUUAUGUGUUCAAUGCCGACCAUCCCCUCUUCCAUCCAUCAUGUUUUUAUAUGCCUACCAGACGAGAGCACUCAAUCUAUUUUGCUUUGCACUCACAUUACGUUACGCAUGGCUGAUGGGUCACCAUCACGAGCGCAGGCCGCAAGGUAGUGCAGCCAAAUCCACUGGCGAUGGUUAACACGUACUACUACAACAGUAUGAUACAGAAGAACACAAGCUCGAUCUGCUCAGCAGCUAACCUCAGUGUACUAAAACUGAAACUGAUCGAAGAAGGGAAAGGACAAUGAGGAGGCAUUUUCGUACAAGAAGCACAGGCAGAGCUGGUGCCAAGGCGCCAUUGCUGUUAUGGGCAACAUCGGCCGUCUGCUCUGCGCUUCUCGGCAUCCUGCUCGCUUCCAGAUCAUCGUUCUACUUCCAGCAGCCUGCUUCUUCUCCCUGCACCUCCUCCGGGUCGGGAGAAGAAGCGGAAGCGGAAGUGGGGCGGCACCACCACCGGCGCCGGGCGUGCGACGACCAGGCCAGGUGGGUCGCCAAGAUGGCGUCCCUGCACAACGCCAGCCUGGUCCUCACCGUCGACCGCACGGGCUGCGCCAACUUUACCAGCCUGCAGAAGGCCGUGGACGCCGUGCCCGACUACGCCGCGGCCCGCACGCUGAUCGCCGUCGACGCGGGCGUGUACGCGGAGAAGGUGGUGGUGUGGAGCAACAAGACGGGCGUCACGCUGCAGGGCCGCGGCAACCUCAACACGACCAUCGUCUGGAACGACACCGCCAACUCCACCGGCGGCACCUUCUACAGCGCCACCGUCGCCGUCCUCGCCGCCAACUUCGUGGCCUACAACGUCAGCGUCCAGAACACGGCUCGCCCCGCCGACCCGGGGGACGCGGGCGGCCAGGCGGUGGCGCUGCGCGUCCGGGGCGACCAGGCCGCCUUCUACUGGUGCGGCUUCUACAGCUCCCAGGACACGCUGCUGGACGAGCAGGGCCGCCACUUCUUCCGCGGCUGCUACGUCGAGGGCUCCAUCGACUUUAUCUUCGGCAACGCGCGCUCCCUCUACCUCGGCUGCACCAUCAGCUCCGUCGCCAACGCCGCCGCGAACGGCACCGUCACGGGGAGCGUCACGGCGCACGGGCGUGCGUCGCUCGCCGAGAGGACGGGCUUGGCGUUCGUGGACUGCAACGUCGUGGGCACGGGGCAGGUGUGGCUGGGUAGGGCGUGGGGCCCCUACGCUACCGUCGUCUUCGCCAGGACGUACCUCUCCGCCGUCGUCGCGCCCGCGGGAUGGAACGACUGGAACGACCCCGCCAGGCAGCAGUCCGUGUUCUUCGGCGAGUACGACUGCACGGGCCCCGGCGCCAGCGGUGGCACCGCGCAGAGGGUGGCGUACGCGAGGCAGUUGGACCAGCGCCAGGCCGCGCCAUUCAUGGACCUCUCCUACAUCAACGGAAACCAGUGGGCGCUUCCGCCGAUACUGGGCGCUGCCGGCGAGGACAUCAUAUCUGCCGAAUUCAGUCGUGGCCAGCCAGGACAGCACCAUGUAAAUCUAGUAUAACAUGUCAAUCAGUUUGCAAUCUGUAUGGAGUGGAGUCAGUCAACUAUGAGUAUGAGCAAGGAAGGAGGAAAGGCCACUGCUCAGUCGCGUCUCCCAACGCCAGGGUUCCGCCACCGCCGACCUCACCACCCGCAAACCGAUCAACGGCCGCCGCAUCCGCGUUACUGCCGAACACAAACUCGCCCCCGCCAGUGGCCGCCCCAUCAUCAAUUGAUUCGUCCUUGAUGGUGACGCGCUCACCAGCACUGUGCCUUGGCACCCAGUGCUGCUGCUCCAUGUUCCAUGGUGGCGGCGACGAGGAGGUCGAUCCCGGCGAUUUGAGGACGGGGCUGCCCGGCUGCAGCUGGUAGGCGUGGAGGAAACCGUCGCUGGCCGUGCCGGUGCCGGUGCCGGUGCCGCCGCCAGAGCAGUGCGCCUGCUGGUCUGCCGCAGCGGAAGACCAUAGGAACUGGGCGAAGGGGACCUCCGGCGACGACGGCGUGGUGGCCAGCAGUUGGAGGCUGGACUCCGGCGGGGGCGUGAGUGGCGCGGUGGACGGCUCGGUGAGGCCCGCGGACGCGGAAAAGGCCGGCGGCGACACCAGCUGCUGCGGCUCCCUGGCGUAUGGGCCGAUGGCGAAGAUGGAGGCCGUGGGCGAGCUGUAGCUGCUGGCGUUGGCGUUGAGGAGCACCACGGGCGACGGCGACUCCGAGGUGAGCACGGACGUGGCGGGCGACGGCGGCGGCGCCACGAAGGCCAGCGUAGGUUGGGGCGCGUGGCGCGCAUAGUUGUAGCUGCCCGGCGCCUGCUCGGCGCAUGGUGCGCCCGGCGGCUCCGGCGACCGCGACGCGUCGGCGAUGCGCUGGGGGUGGCCGUGCGGCCGGAACGACUUGAGCUUGGCCUUCAGACGCGACCACCAUCUCGUCUUCUUCUGCAUGACAUCCCAAGACCCAAAGCAUGAAGGCAAGGCAGGCAAACAACACCAUCAGAGUUUAGAACACACCAUGGAUCAGCUCAGCUAUGCUACUAGCUUGUUGAAUCAGAAAACAAUACUUGAUAUGAUUUGCGGAACUCGAUUGAUGCAUCAGAAAUUCUGAAAGAAAGCCGCAGGUACUAGAUACCUCAGUGACGCAGUUGGCGUGGUCGUGGUCGUGGUCGUCGAGCUGCUGGAGGUGCCGCUGGAGGCCUGUGCUGGUGGAUCUCGCGGCGGCGGCCAAGACGAUGGCUGCGGCGUGCAC
Molecule: messenger RNA, 2911 nt
Organism: Zea mays
Lineage: Eukaryota; Viridiplantae; Streptophyta; Magnoliopsida; Poales; Poaceae
Product: probable pectinesterase 15
Exons: 1
Coding region: 426-1694 (422 amino acids)
Biological process (GO): pectin catabolic process; cell wall modification
Molecular function (GO): pectinesterase activity
Source: RefSeq, a predicted model, not a curated record